CUCUGGGCUUUUCCAGAAAGGCCUGAAGCCAGUCUUGCAGAGGGGUUGGAGUGGACGUUGGAUGACGGAACCCUGGGCCACGCGGGGUCCUGGAGAGCCAAGGGCUGGAAGUAUCAGCCAUGGCCUACCAGGAGAAGCCCCUGGGGGCUGGUCUCCCGUGUUGGUUGGUUGCAGGGGGUGCCCGCUGAGGUGCGGAAACGCAGCCUCCAGUUCUUGGACAACCUUAAAGCUUCAAGUCCCCAGAAGACUCUCCAAAUCACAGAAGCUCCUAUUGCAUCUGAGAAUUUAAAACCUGAGACCAUUGAGCUCAAGGAAACCCAAGGGUUUCAAAGCCCAGCACCUGUGGAAUGUAAGGCCCUAUCCGCCAGCUCUGUGAUCUUGGGCAAGUUGCCCGACUACUUCGUGCCUCCGUUUUCCUCAUCUGUAUGACGGCCAUGAUGACGAGAUGGACCUCCAAGGGGUGUGAUGAGGACCGAACACAAUCGACUGUGAGCAGUGUUCAGUGCUGUGUCUAGCACAUGGAAAAUUCGAGAUAAAUGUCAGCUCCGGGGACUAUGGCGGACACUUGGACUCCUAAAUCCUUCGGAACUGGGAUUUUUUUGAAGCAGAAAAUCGCAGAGGCUGAGGGCCUCAGAAGCAUCAGGCCACGGUGUCCCUUACCAUGAGAGGGUUGGGAUCCAAAUGGGCCUCUGGGCUUUGUGAGGAUGGAGGCAUUAAUACUGGGGCCUGGUUGGGACCUUCCCUAUAGAUGAGCGUCUAGGUCAGAGAUCUCAGGCCCUAAGAUGUGAUGAGGCAAGACUUUUCUCUCUUUCCUCACUCAGGGAUGCGCAGUGGGUUCUGGGAGCCAGUGAUUCUCAGACUCUUGGAUUCUGUGAAUUGUGGAGGGUAGGGAGGGACUCUCUGCUUUUUUCUUCGUGAAGUAACUUCCAUGCCCCUUCCUUGGGAAGAUGAGUUGCAAGCUCCUGAUCUCUGGGCAGUGAGAGCAUGACAACCAUACUGAUUCCACUUGAGGGGAAACUGAGGUCCAGAGCAGAGCAAGGCCUCUGGAAACCCAGCCCUAUACCGUUUCUUUUCCUGGCAUUUCCCAUCCACACAUAGCAUCUCAGUUCCUCUCUUCCUUUCCCUAGGGACCCUCAAAUAUCCUCUCACUCACAGACUGGUGUUUCUGCCUGCCUGGGUUGCCCCUGUGAUUUAUUUGAGUUCUUUUUCUCUUUUUUUCUAACUCUACACACUUUUGUUUAAAAAACUGUGGUUUCUCACGAGCCCUGUUAUCUCAUUGAUACCUCUCACCUCUGUAGUGAGGGGAAGAAAUCAUAUUUUCAGAUGACUCGUAAAGGGCAAAGAAAAAACCCAAAAUUUCAAAAUUUCCGUUUAAGUCUCAUAAUCAAGAAGAGGAGAAACAGAGCGAGAGAGAGAGAGCGAGAGAGCAAAAACGAUGAGAACCCCCCCCACCCCGUGAUUAUCAGCGUACACACUCAUCGAAAAAAAAAAUUGGAUUAUUAGAAGAGAGAGGUCUGUGGCUUCCACACCGUGGUUUUUCUUCUCAGUAUAAAAGCAAAGUUGUUUUUGAUAUGUGACAGUUUCCCACAAGCCGGGCUGAUCCUUUUCUGUCAGUCCACUUCACCGAGCCUGCCCUUGGACAAGGACCCAAUGCCCAACCCCAGGCCAGCCAAGCCCUUGGCCCCUUCCUUGGUGCUCGGCCCAUCACCAGGAGCCUCACCCAGCUGGAGGGCUGCACCCAAGGCCCCAGACCAGCUGGGAGCCAAGGGCCCAGGGACAACUUUCCAGGGCCGGGACCUCAGAGGGGGGGCCCACGCCUCCUCUUCCUCCUUGAACCCCAUGCCACCAUCGCAGCUGCAGCUGCCCACAGUGCCCCUUGUCAUGGUGGCACCCUCCGGAACACGGCUGGGUCCCUCUCCCCACCUGCAGGCACUCCUCCAGGACAGGCCACACUUUGUGCAUCAGCUCUCAACAGUGGAUGCCCAUGCCCGGACCCCCGUGCUGCAGGUGCGCCCACUGGACAGCCCAGCUAUGAUCAGCCUCCCGCCACCCACUGCUGCUACUGGGGUCUUCUCCCUCAAGGCCCGGCCCGGCCUGCCACCUGGGAUCAACGUGACCAGCCUGGAGUGGGUGUCCAGGGAGCCAGCACUGCUCUGUGCCUUCCCAAGCCCCAGUGUGCCCAGGAAGGACAGCACCCUUUCGACUGUGCCCCAGGGCGCCUACUCACUGCUGGCAAAUGGUGUCUGCAAGUGGCCCGGAUGCGAGAAGGUCUUCGAGGAGCCAGAGGGCUUCCUCAAGCACUGCCAGGCAGACCACCUCCUGGAUGAGAAGGGCAGGGCUCAGUGUCUUCUCCAGAGGGAGGUGGUGCAGUCUCUGGAGCAACAGCUGGUGCUGGAGAAGGAGAAGCUGGAUGCUAUGCAGGCCCACCUGGCUGGGAAGAUGGCCACAACCAAGGCUCCAUCUGCGGCAUCAUCUGAGAAGGGCUCCUGCUGUAUCGUAGCCGCUGGCACCCAGGGCACUGCUGGCCCAGCCUGGCCCGGCCCCCAGGAGGCCCCUGACGGCCUGUUUGCUGUGCGGAGGCACCUCUGGGGCAGCCAUGGAAACAGCACAUUCCCAGAGUUCUUCCACAACAUGGACUACUUCAAGUUCCACAACAUGCGGCCCCCUUUCACCUAUGCCACCCUCAUCCGUUGGGCCAUCCUGGAGGCUCCCGAGAAGCAGCGGACCCUCAAUGAGAUCUAUCACUGGUUUACACGCAUGUUCGCCUUCUUCAGAAACCACCCUGCCACCUGGAAGAAUGCCAUCCGCCACAACCUGAGCCUGCACAAGUGCUUUGUGCGUGUGGAGAGUGAGAAGGGGGCCGUGUGGACCGUGGAUGAGUUCGAGUUCCGCAAGAAGAGGAGCCAGAGGCCCAGCAGGUGUUCCAACCCCACACCUGGCUCCUGAACUCAAAGCCAAGGAAAGAAGGAAGGACAGGGGCCAAAAUAGGUGGGUGGAAGCGGCCGGGGACAGAAGUGACCAGCCUUGGACAUGCCUGCCGGGACCAAGAAGCAAGGUGUGCACUGUCUUGCCUGCCAGGGACCCUGCUCCCCAGCUGACUGCCCUCCUGGAUCAUAUGCUCGGCACCAAGCCUGCUCAGAGGGAUCCCAGCCGCCCCCACCUCCCGCCCCAGCCCCCUGUAAUGGGCUCUCCAGCCAAACUGAGCCUUCACAACCAACCACACACACCACCUGCCUUAGUCACUCAGUCACUGUCACAGAUGACCUUGGGGCUGGGAAGGACACAAAGCAUCACAAUCCUGUCCCUGGGACUCGAGGCAAACCCUCAAACAUUCAGUAUACUCAGACCACCUCAAAUCUGUGGUCACACCAACAGUCACACCCAAGCACGGUCCCAUCAACCCACAUGCCCCAAAGCACACACCCACAGGCAGCCUCCAGGCCCACAGAUGCAGCGUCACACGGGGCACGCCCAGACACCUGCACAGCAACAGCCUCGGGACUUUCAAGAUCUCAGGUCCCAGACCUGGUCGUACAUGGUAUCGUGCAGCUCCCGACACAGACGCUCGGUCACACAGACUCUUUAAACUCACCUGCACAUCUCCUGCAUGCAUGCACGCCCGCAUGACACCCCUGGGGGUCUCCUGAGUCCCACGCAGACACCCACGGCCACACACACCAACUCACCAGGUGUACCCAGUGUCUCAACUGCCACUCACCCCCCUCCCCCACCGGGAGCCCUGUGCCCCCAUCCAUGCCUCAGCUUAGACUGCAGACAGAACCCCUCAUUUAUUUGAGAUACAAGGCCCCAACCCCCAGUGCCCUCUGCAAUAAACUGCAGCCGAGCUCCCACA
Camelus dromedarius (Arabian camel) is the source of this 3853-nucleotide messenger RNA. RefSeq names its product forkhead box P3 (gene FOXP3). Gene Ontology annotation, molecular function: DNA-binding transcription repressor activity, RNA polymerase II-specific; RNA polymerase II cis-regulatory region sequence-specific DNA binding. Gene Ontology annotation, cellular component: nucleus. Gene Ontology annotation, biological process: regulation of transcription by RNA polymerase II. The coding region runs from base 1651 to 2946 and encodes 431 amino acids. The transcript has 13 exons. Lineage: Eukaryota; Metazoa; Chordata; Mammalia; Artiodactyla; Camelidae. The record is from RefSeq and is a predicted model, not a curated record.